CCGGCCAUGGAGCCCUCGCCCAAAGACGGCGAGAGCGCGGCGGCCGCGGAGCCCAGCCGGGGCGGCACGGCCCCUUCCAGCGGCGUGGUGGUGCAGGUCCGGGAGAAGAAGGGCCCCCUGCGCGCCGCCAUCCCCUACAUGCCCUUCCCCGUGGCCGUCAUCUGCCUCUUCCUCAACACCUUCGUGCCGGGGCUGGGAACAUUCGUGUCGGCGUUCACCGUGCUCUGCGGGGCGCGCACCGACCUCCCUGACCGGCACAUGUGCUGUGUCUUCUGGCUGAACAUCGCUGCUGCCCUCAUCCAGAUCCUCACGGCCAUCGUCAUGGUGGGCUGGAUCAUGAGCAUAUUCUGGGGCAUGGACAUGGUCAUUCUUGCAAUCUCAGAAGGCUACAAGGAACAGGGGAUCCCACAGCAGCUGUAG
Messenger RNA from Cinclus cinclus, 420 nucleotides. It is a transcript of the gene STUM, whose product is annotated as stum, mechanosensory transduction mediator homolog. NCBI's taxonomy places the organism in Eukaryota, Metazoa, Chordata, Aves, Passeriformes, Cinclidae. The transcript has 4 exons. The record is from RefSeq and is a predicted model, not a curated record. Bases 7 to 420 code for a protein of 137 amino acids.